AUGGAACCAACAUCACCAUGGAAAACGCCAAACGAAGUAAUGCAACUUCACAAAUUGAAAAGAAGAAAAAAAGCGUUGCAGGAUCGCAUGAAACAACCAUUGUGUUCAACAAGCAAUGAAACCAGUGCCCCAAAGAUAGUAGACUUAGAUUUUUCAAGAAUCCUUAAUGGUGAUAAGAGAAAAAAUCCAUUUUCAAAAGACAAUGCAGAACAAAAUAAGAAACUCAAAUUGGCAUCAGAUGUGCAAUUAGACGAAUCAAAUGACAAAACUUUGUUUGCCCUUCUGAAGUUGCCUGCCAAAGUAGUUGAGAAGCCACCUACAGAAGUAAACACAGAGAAACUUUCAACAUUCUCCAAUCUUUUACAGAAAUUUACUGCUGACCACUCAGUAGAAACAAAACCUGUUGAAGCAAAAUACAAACAUCUAACAAUAGAUUGGGCCCUAAAGACUAAGUUAAGAUUAAUGUCAACAAAACCAUUUGCAUGGACAUCAAAGCUAAAAGCUAGUGAAGAAGCAUCAGGUAUCACUGGGUUCGUCCGCUGCCUGGAUACUACGUCCUCGCCGACGCUGGACACGUCUCCACGGGCGCGGUUCCACCAGACGUGCCUGUACUGGCAACACCCGCAGCUGCCCUGGCUGCAGUUGUUCCCGCGAUCGUCAGGCCGCGUUGCUGCCACUAGUUUCAUUGCCACCAACCCGGAACUCAAGGACGCACUGCAUAGGGAGUGGACGGAGAGCUUUCGCUCAUUGUUUCAGCUGUUGCGUGCCCUACACUGCCCGUAUUUCUACGUGUGCGCGAACACGUUCACGUGUUUAUUUCGCGCGGCUGGACUCUGCGGUAUAUCAGAACCCUGCGCUCUUAUCUCGCCCACUACACGUGGAUUUCGACAAACUCUCCGACAGGAAGAUAUCGAAUUUACAAUGCCACUUCGACCGGAUCACAAGAAAAGGUUAAAUAAUUCGGAGGAAGAGCGUCCCAAGAGUUCAUCAUUUGACAGCUGCUAUGACACAAUGGAUGACUCCAAGCCCAUGCAAAAUGCCCAGGAGAAGGACCAAGACUCAGCAGACGAAGAAGAUCCAGACCAGUUUCUUUCACAACUUGGCUUAGAGACCGAAGAUCUUAGAAAGAUCAACAAUGCACAGGCGCGCGCGAGCGCGGCGGCGGAGAGCAGCGUGGACAGCGCGGCGCAGUCGCUGGUGCUGGUGCGCGGCGCGGAGGCGCAGGCGCUCUUCAACUUCCUGCUCAACUGCAAGUCCAUCGUCAGCGACACCGGCCCCUUCGCCGGCGUCCCGCCCACGCUGCUCUCGCCCACUGCCUUCCACGGAGGCACGCUUCAGUCGUUGAAGUUCCGUGAGAACAGUGUGCACGUGGAGGGCAAGAAGUACUACUCGAUGGAGCUGCGCGGACCGGUGCUGCCGACGGCGGUGCCGGCGCUGUUCGCGCUGCUGCGGCGCAGCGCGCGCGCGCACUACAGCGCCACGUUCGCGCACCUGCAGCCCACGCUCGCCUUCUCCUGGGCCGCGCACGCUAUCGCGAGAGACGAGUCCUCGAAAGAAAAUGAACCUAAUCAGUUUACCAAAGCUUUCAACAAAGAAAAUUUGUCUGAUUGUGGAAUCAGUGAAGACUUGCUACAACUAUUUUGUUCACCAGACCCCAGCAUGGUGAAGUCAUUGGACAGUGUGAAGUACAACACAGAGGAUGAUACAUAUACAUGGUGA
Molecule: messenger RNA, 1719 nt
Organism: Parnassius mnemosyne (clouded apollo)
Lineage: Eukaryota; Metazoa; Arthropoda; Insecta; Lepidoptera; Papilionidae
Source: the annotation of a GenBank genome assembly